AUGCCGAAUUCUGCGUCCAACUCCGUUAUUCUCCCUCUCGAACUUGUAGAUGAAAUUGUUGGUAUAGCUGUCCAACCAUAUUUUGGACUGAAAACCCAUUCGGCACUUGCGCUCACAUCCCGCCGAUGCCAUAUGCGCGUAAACGUCUCGCGGUUCGCGACUGUGCGUAUUGGCACCGGCAUUGGUCUAAAUGUGGGGACUCUUGUGGAUCCGAGCAGCGCUAGUGUCCCGGGGCAGGAUUUGGACUUGGAGAGGAGAAUGGCUUCGUUUGCACAGCUGAUUCGCGCUGAAGAUGAUUUGGGUAGCGGGACUGCUUUUCCAGGUGUGUGUGGGUUUGUGAGGGAGUUUGUGCUGAGGAUUGGGGAUUGGAGGGGGAAUGAGGAGGUUGAGAGGUCUUUUGGGGAUAGUGAGCUGCGGUUCAUUUUGCGGAGGGUGUUGCUGGAGGACAAGAAGGAGGAGGUUGGCGGAUCUACUACUUCUACCCAGGAGAGGUGCUCAUUUGUUUUGAGCUUGCGGUAUCCGCUGAUACGGUCCUCUGGGGUGAUGCAAUCUAUUAGGGAUUUGAUGCGGUCAGAGUUGUCAAAGGUUAAUCGUCUGUUUCUGUGUAACGUGCAUGGACUACAGAGCGGAUUUCUCUCGGGAAGCGGUAUCAGACACCUUGUGUUAUAUCGUGCUCUGGCGGCAGCAGAAUCAGAUUUGGAUGAUAAUACGUUUGUCAAGGAAGAAGAAGCUGAAAGGCAGAAUGUGCUGUGUCCGUUGGAGUCCUUGGAAACUGACCUGUGUUUGACGCUGGCUGAACACACCGCGCUUUUCCAGGGUGUUGGGCGCCAGAGAAUUCUGGACGGUGUGAUGUUUCCGUGUCUUACGCGGCUCAAGUUGCACUAUAGGUAUAUCCACACGAGGGAGUUCAACGUUGUGGCCAAUGAGUUCCUCUUGAAUGCGCCGCUCCUUGAAGAGUUAUUUGUAGACAACGGGGAUAAACUUCAAGUGAUGAUAUGGCCAGCGCACCAUGUGCUGCCUCUGCGCUACACCCACCUCACCAGGCUGCGGUCCAUCACACUCGGCACGCGCAUGCCGUACAAGCAGAUAGAAAUCCUUGAGUGUUUAUUCGCUCACAAUGAGCCCCCUAAGAGCUUGUCGGAGAUCGGCAUCGAGGCGCAGAUAGAGAUGCGCAAGGGGCUCUCGUAUGGUGUCAAUGAGGCGGAGAGAUAUGUCAGGGGGCUCAGUCUGGAUAGGAUGAAUGCGUUUCUGAGCAGACCGGGCUUUGAACGGGUGGACAAGGUUGUUUUGAGACUCGGUAUGGCUUUGGAUGUAUAUGAGUUGGAUGACUUGGAUGAAGAUUCGCCUACGGUCCCGUGGAGGGAAGCGUUGAGGAGGGCGGUGAAUCGCCAGUUGGAGAUGAAAGCGUUAGAAGUGAAUGUCCAGUUGGAGUUAUAUGACCACUGGCUUUAUCCCGUUGCGAGCGCCUCUUACGAUUUACCACCCAUGUCCCUGGACACUAAUACUGUCGUUUUGCCCCUCGAGGUUCUCGAUGAAAUCAUCUACUUGGCUGUGCAACCUUGCUAUGGACUAAAGACGCAAUCGGCUAUCGCGCUCACAUUUCACCGAGGUCGUAUGUACGCUAACAAGGCCCGUUUUUCGACUGUACACAUUGGGAGAUAUCGCAUGUCGGAUUUGCAGAGCGACGAUACCGUCACAGUGACGAAUUACCUCGAGAAGAGGGUAUCAUUUUUUGCGGAUUUGAUUCGGGCUGGAGAUGAAAUACGUACCAUGCCGGGGGUUUGCGGGUUCAUUCGGUCUGUUGUGCUGAGGGUUCAAGAUUUGACGACAACAAUGGAUCCAGGGCAUGAUAAGGUCUUCAUAAAUGCAGAUUUUCAGUUUAUUCUUGACAGAUUGUUUCGGAUUCUGCCACAGAAUUUGUCUUUUGGCGUUGCGUGCCCCACUCGUGUCGAAUGUUCGUUCACUUUGGGCUUGCGGUAUAUUUGGAUGCCUUCCGCUACGGUGUUUAAAUCACUCAAGCACUUUUUUUAUUCCUCGCAGCUUGACCGUCUAUCUCUUUAUAACGUUCUAAGGCUACCAAAUGGACUACUCUCGCAAUGCAAUAUCAAACACCUUGUUCUGUACAAGGUAGUACAGGUAUCAGCUGAUCCAAGUUUAAUUGAAGAUUUGGAUGGUACGCCCCAUUUAGAUUCUGAAGAAGAAAGGAACCUUGGGUCAUGUCCGUUGGAGUCCCUUGAAACCGAUAUGAGUAUGACGUUAGAUGGACAUUUUGCACUAUUCAGUUCCUACUCCUCUGGUGUUAUACAUCGUCUUCCAGGCCACGUCGUGUUUCCGUGUCUUACAAAGCUGAGGCUGCAUCAUAAGCGGAUUCACACUCGCGAGUUCAACAUAAUGGCCAACGAAAUACUCUUGAAUGCGCCUGCCCUCGAAGAUUUGUUUAUAUACAACGGGGAUUACCUACCAAAAAUUUUGCAUUCCCCAGAACGCAGCGUGUUACCUCUACGAUACAGUCAUCUCAUUAAACUCCGGUCAUUCUCAUUUGAAUCGUACAUACCAACCAAUUUGCCUAUAGAGAUCCUCAUGUGUCUCUGCGCGGACAACCCUCCCCCAAGCUUGAGUGAGAUAAUCUUGGAGGCCACGAUAGAUCUACGCAACGGACUCUCAGAGGGUGUCAGACAAGGAGAAAAUUAUAUCAGGUGUCUCAGUCUGGACAAACUGGACGCAUUUCUGUGCCGACCGGGCUAUGAGCAAGUGAGAAAGGUCGUUGUGAGACUCCGUAUGGCUAUGGAUAUAUAUCAACCGGACAGAGAGUUGGUUGAGGGUGGUGUGAUCCUGUUGAGGGACACCGUGAGGAAAGCAGUGGCCCACCAGUUGGAGUUGAAAUCCCGGGAUCUAGAGCUGAAUAUUCAAUUGGAAUUUUAUGACCAGUGGCUCUAUCCAGAUGAGUCAUCCUGGGGAGUUAAACGUUUUAAUGUUUAG
This is a messenger RNA of Psilocybe cubensis, 2979 nucleotides long. RefSeq lists its product as uncharacterized. Bases 1 to 2979 code for a protein of 992 amino acids. The record is from RefSeq and is a predicted model, not a curated record. The transcript has 6 exons. NCBI's taxonomy places the organism in Eukaryota, Fungi, Basidiomycota, Agaricomycetes, Agaricales, Agrocybaceae.